UAAUAUCUGCUGUAACUCUCUCCCUCUUUUCGUUCCCUCCAAAAACCCUAGCGUCAUUCGUCAGCCCGCGGAUCUGACCGCAGCGGAGUGGAAACCCUAGUUUUCAUCCGCCAUGAUUUGCUCCAUCUCCGGCGAAGUGCCGGAAGAGCCAGUGCUCUCGAAGAAGUCGGGGCUUCUGUUCGAACGGCGGCUGAUCGAGCGGCACAUCGCUGAUUAUGGGAAAUGUCCUGUCACGAAGGAGGAUCUCACGAUGGAAGAUAUCUUGCCGGUGAAGACCAACAAGGUAGUCAAGCCUAGACCCUUGCAGGCUGCAAGUAUUCCUGGUUUGCUUGGAAUGUUUCAGAAUGAGUGGGAUGCUUUGAUGCUAUCCAAUUUUGCAUUGGAGCAACAAUUGCAUACAGCAAGGCAGGAGCUCAGUCAUGCAUUGUAUCAGCAUGAUGCGGCAUGUCGUGUUAUAGCCAGAUUGAAAAAGGAAAGGGAUGAGGCGAGAACACUAUUGGCACAGGCUGAGAGACAAAUUCCUCUAUCAACAGCUUCUGCGAAUGCAAAUGCUGUUGUUAGCAAUGGAAAAAGAGCUGCAGAGGAUGAGCUUGGCCCUGACGGAAAGAAAAUUCGUCCUGGUAUUAAUCCAGCAAUCAUUGCUGAACUUACAGACUGUAAUUCUUUACUCUCAGGACAGAGGAAAAAGCGGCAGAUUCCGCCAACAUUGGCAUCCAUUGAUGCAUUGGAAAGAUACACCCAGAUAUCUAGUCAUCCUCUCCAUAAGACUAACAAGCCAGGCAUUUUGUCUACAGACAUCCAUCCCUCCAAGGACAUGAUUGCAACUGGUGGGAUGGAUUCAAAUGCAGUGCUCUUUGACAGGUCAUCCGGUCAGAUCUUGUGCACUCUCACUGGCCACUCUAAGAAGGUGACAAGUGUUAAAUUUGUGCCCCUUGAUGAUAUGUUUGUCACUGGGUCAGCGGAUAAGACAGUUCGUGUUUGGCAAGGAACUGAUGAUGGGAAUUACAAUUGUAGACAUGUCUUAAAGGACCACACUGCAGAGGUCCAAGCAGUUACAGUCCAUGCCACUAACAAAUACUUCGUGACAGCUUCUAUGGACAACACUUGGUGUUUCUAUGAUUUGGGUUCUGGAUCAUGCCUGACGCAGGUGGGCGAAGCUUCUGCAGAGGAGGGUUACACUUCCGCUGCCUUUCAUCCAGAUGGUCUUAUCCUUGGAACUGGCACUUCUGGAUCCCUAGUUAAAAUUUGGGAUGUGAAAUCUCAGUCAAAUGUUGCCAAAUUUGACGGACACUCUGGAUCGGUCACGGCGAUGUCAUUUUCUGAAAAUGGCUAUUAUCUCGCGACUGCAGCCCUCGAUGGAGUUCGGCUUUGGGACCUUCGGAAACUGAAGAACUUCAGAUCUUUUGCUCCUUAUGACCCAGAUACUCCGACGAACUCUGUGGAAUUUGACUUCAGUGGCAGCUAUCUGGCUAUUGCGGGUUCUGAUAUAAGGGUAUACCAAGUUGCCAAUGUAAAGGCUGAAUGGAAUCUUCUCAAGACAUUCCCAGAUUUAUCAGGAACAGGGAAAGUGACAUCCGCAAAGUUUGGUGGAGAUGCGAAAUACUUGGCGGUAGGUUCCAUGGACCGCAACCUGCGUAUCUUCGGCCUUCCAGGGGACGAAAUGGAAGAAUCGAAAUAACCAGUUAAGGAAAUGGAAGGAACCGAGUAAUCGACGAAUAUGAGAUUGCCAAACGAACCAGGCCUCUUGUUCGAGCGGAUCAGUGGACUCAGACCUGUAAAUUAUGAGCCUGCGUGCACCGUAGUUUUGAUCAUUCUGCAUCUCUAAGCAGGAUUCUGAUUCUUGAUACAUGUCGUGAAGAAUGAGUACUUAGCAUGGAGAAGAUAUCCCACCUGUAGCAAAAUUGUGCGGUUGAAUUCAUUUGUUGUUAAAUGUUAAUGAGAGCCACUCCAGGACACACACACAAACCAAUUUAUGCCUAUGUAGGAGGGAUAUUUUUUUUAAGAUACCUGUGUUCCUGUAACUUUUACAAAACUCUGUUUAUUGAUGGCAAGGUGUCUCCAUGUGAUGCUAAUUAUCAGACAUAAACAUUGUAAUGUUGUGAGCCCCCCAAGUCGAGCCUGAUUUAGUUUGAGUCGAACCCGUACCAGAAUUGCCCGGGAAAAAAAAUAUUAAUUUA
Molecule: messenger RNA, 2177 nt
Organism: Asparagus officinalis (garden asparagus)
Lineage: Eukaryota; Viridiplantae; Streptophyta; Magnoliopsida; Asparagales; Asparagaceae
Product: pre-mRNA-processing factor 19
Exons: 18
Coding region: 113-1678 (521 amino acids)
Biological process (GO): protein ubiquitination; mRNA splicing, via spliceosome; DNA repair
Cellular component (GO): cytoplasm; U2-type catalytic step 1 spliceosome; Prp19 complex
Molecular function (GO): ubiquitin protein ligase activity; protein binding
Source: RefSeq, a predicted model, not a curated record